GAGAAAGGCGGGACCUCCUUGGACAUCCUAGAAUUCCACAUGAUGGACUUCCUUUCCUAACGACGUCUGGAAAGACGGUUCGGAGCGCAUCCUUAGUGUUUUCCUAACUCACAGGGAAUAUCAGUGACUAAGUAGCUAUGGGUCCUCAGAAAUGUUGCUAGGUGGUUCGCUUUGCUCAUUUGAUGGAAAAAACGACAGGAAGGGGUCUGAAAAGCUGCUAGAAAUAGCCACAAAGUUGCUAAGUUGGCCACGCGGUGUUGGAGGUGCGUUCGAUUUGCUACUUGGAGCAAAACGAGGAGGAGGAGCAAAUAUUCGGCUCUUUUUGUCGCAAAUAUGGAUCAACAGACGGUGCUAGUCAAAGAAGAAGCUCCUGAAGAACAGCAGGACCCAGAACCCCACCAAAUGAAGGAGGAACAGAAGGAGUUCUGGACCAGUCCGGAGGGAGAGCAGCUCCGUGUAAAGGAGGAGCCUGAUGCUGCCAGGUUUCCAUUCACUGCUGUUUCUAUAAAGAGAGAGGAUGAUGAAGAGAAACCUCUGUUCUCCCAGCUUCUUCAGCAGCAAAUGGACGAUGAAGAGGUUCCAACCAGCAUCUCAGCUGACCAGAUGACAGAAACUAACAGAAACCCAGGUCUAAAUACCCAUGAACAGACAUCUGGUUCUUCAGAGACUGACGAUAGUGGAAAUUAUGAAAAUGAUGUGAACAUUGACUCUGAGCUGUCGGAAUCUGAACCUGUAACUGGAGAUGGAGGCAAUGACAGGAAGGAUAGCGGGGCUUCUGAGUCAAGAGCAAAUACAUCUAGCUGCUCUGAGUGCGGUAAACAAUUUCUUCACAAACGGUCUCUACAGAGGCACAUGACCUGUCAUGGAAGAUUAGAGUCUGCUGGCUGUUUGGUUUCUAAGAAACGUUUGAAGAUGAAAAUCAACGUAGACCCACAUAGGAACGUCCAGAAAGAGAUUAAAUCUUCUAGAUGUGAUGACGGUGGUAAAGCAUUUGGCCAGAGAACUACCCGAAGCACGCACAUCAGAAAGCAUACAGGAGAGAAGCCACAUAAAUGUGAGGUGUGUGGACAAAGAUUUAGUUGUAAAUCAUUUUUAACCAAACACACAAGAAUCCAUACAGAACAAAAACCAUUUAAGUGUGAUCUUUGUGGACUAACACUUACUCAUAAAUCAUCUUUGAACAAACACAUGAGAAUCCAUACAGGAGAGAAACCAUAUAAAUGUGAGGUUUGUGGACAAAGAUUUGGUCUUAAGGAAAAUUUAAACAGACACCUGAAUGUCCACACAGGAGAUAAACCAUUUCAGUGUAAGGUUUGUGGAAAAAGAUUUAAUCAGAAAUCAUUAUUAAAACAACACUCAAAAGUCCAUACAGGACAAAAAUCAUUUCGAUGUGAUCUUUGUGGACACAGAUUUAGUCAGGGGGUACAUUUAAAGCAACACAUGAAAAUCCACACAGGAGAGAAACCAUUUGAAUGUGAGGUUUGUGGACAAAAAUUUAGUUGUAAAUCAUAUUUAACCAAACACACAAAAAUCCACACAGGACAAAAACCAUUUGAAUGUGAUCUUUGCGGACUAAAACUUACUCGUAAAUCAUCGUUAAGCAAACACAUGAGAAUACAUACUGGAGAGAAACCAUAUAAAUGUGAUCUUUGUGGACAAAGAUUCAGUCAGACUUUUACUUUGGAUUCGCACAUAAAAAUCCACACAGGACAGAAACCAUAUGAAUGUGAGGUUUGUGGACAAAGAUUUAGUCAGAAAUCAUUUUUAAGCCAGCACACUAGAGUCCACACAGGACAGAAACCCUAUCAAUGUCAAGUUUGUGGACACAAAUUUAGUCAUCAUUCAAGUUUAAACUCACACUUGAGAAUGCACACAGGACAUAAGCCAUUUAUAUGUGAGGUCUGUGGAAAAAGGUAUACUGCAAAAUCAAGUUUAAACUCACACAUGAGAAUCCACACAGGUGAGAAAACCAUUGAAUAGUAUUGCAGAUAGGGAUGAUUCGAUCACGUUUGUUUGCUCCCAAUCAUUUACUUUUCAGGAAAUCGUUAAAAUAAGGAGAAAAAAGUUCAAAAUAAUUUUCAGAAAGCAUUAAACUAAGAAAAAAAUGAAAUACUUUGAGAAAGCAUUAAAGUGACAGUGUGUAGUUUGGUGAUGGGGGCAGUUCAUACAUUUAAGGGUAGUUUUACCCCUUGUUGCUACUGUCGCUAGUUUUAAAAAAACAUUAAAGGUAAAUGUUUUUACCUUCUGAGCAGAAAGCAUGCUGCCUCGGACUCCACGGGCUUUGAUGAUCCUUCAGUUAAUUCCAUUAAAGAAUGCAAUGCCGAUGCUAGUUUUCUGGUGGAGUAGGUUCCAGAUCUGCUCGGGGUUCUGAGCCUGUUGAUGUGAAACUAUGGCAAUACCACUGGGCCACAAUAUAUAGCAUCUCUUUUUUAAUUCUGUUCUCUCACGUAGGUUUUGGAAAGAGUUUAGCAGUUUUGUUAAUAAAUUCACGCUCCUUACUGCCUAAAUAUUUUCUUGAUAACUGUAAUUUGUUAAUAAAACACAUUGUCUUGUGAAACUACACAAAACCAACACCAGACUGUGCCAGAAAGCACAACAGUUUUUAUAUGUGAACAUGGGGUGGGUACUUGUCUUUAUAUGCUUAAGUGGACAUUUCCAAAUUGUGGGGAGAUCUGGCUGGUCCACACAGUGACAAAAUACCCGUAAACAUGGUUUUAGAGGUAUGGUUUGAAUUAACUUUUGGUUUAGCUUAGGGUUGUCACGGUGUGAAAAUGUAACCUCACGGUUAUUGUGACCAAAAUUAUCACGGUUUUCGGUAUUAUCCCGGUAUUUUUUUUAACGUGCUACAUUUUCACACAAUUAAAUAAACCCUGUAUGUCCUCAUUGUCUAAAUUUAGCCUAAAAUGUGUUAUUUUGUAAUCAUGUUGUUUAUUUGUUUACAUUUUUCCCCUUUAGUCUUUAAAAUACCAAUGGAAGGUCUACACAAGGAUACAGAGACAAGUGUGUAUGUGUGUGUGUGUGUGUGUGCUCUGUCUUCUCCAUCCCCAGUGAGUCAUGGUGGAUGGCUGCUUAUACUGAGCCAGGAUCCUCUGGAGGUUUCUUCUUGUUAAAGGGAGUUUUCCUCUCCACCGUCGCUGCAUGCUUUCUUAGUAUGAGGAUUGCUGUAACAAUUCAAUGGGUUCCUUAUAUAGAAAACUUUUUACUGAUUGACCUAAUGAACUGAACUGUAUUGGAAUGUUUACUUUGUGAAAUGCCUUGAGAUGACUGGUCAUCAUUUGGCACUAUGUAAAGAAAACUGGAUUGGAGUUCUUCUGUAUAUUUUGUUAGUGUUUAUGUAAAUCAAUAUAUUCAUUCAUUAAAAUGUUGGGUACUCUG
Nothobranchius furzeri (turquoise killifish) is the source of this 3375-nucleotide messenger RNA. RefSeq names its product zinc finger protein 345. Gene Ontology annotation, molecular function: DNA-binding transcription factor activity; RNA polymerase II cis-regulatory region sequence-specific DNA binding. Gene Ontology annotation, biological process: regulation of transcription by RNA polymerase II. NCBI's taxonomy places the organism in Eukaryota, Metazoa, Chordata, Actinopteri, Cyprinodontiformes, Nothobranchiidae. The record is from RefSeq and is a predicted model, not a curated record.